This is a messenger RNA of Peromyscus leucopus (white-footed mouse), 5066 nucleotides long. RefSeq names its product 5-hydroxytryptamine receptor 1B (gene Htr1b). The record is from RefSeq and is a predicted model, not a curated record. The transcript has 2 exons. NCBI's taxonomy places the organism in Eukaryota, Metazoa, Chordata, Mammalia, Rodentia, Cricetidae. Bases 894 to 2054 code for a protein of 386 amino acids. Gene Ontology annotation, molecular function: G protein-coupled serotonin receptor activity. Gene Ontology annotation, biological process: vasoconstriction; regulation of behavior; chemical synaptic transmission. Gene Ontology annotation, cellular component: plasma membrane.
ACCUGGGUGUGGCCUUCCGUGUUGGGUUAGAUUCCAGAAAGGAGAGUUCAGAGAUUAGGGCUUGCUCCACCUACCACCAACCUCCAGGAAAGAGGGAGGUGGUGGUAGGCGGAAGCCUAGACCCGGACGCCCGCACUAAGUCUGUGGCAGCGACUAAGGGCGUGGAUUGACUGCGGGAGCGCUAGGACUCAAAGCCUGCAGAGGCAAGAACAGGACGUCCCGUUCCCCAUUCCCCGCCUGAAAGGCGACUGACUCUGAGUGUCAGGGUCGGGAGAAGGGACAAGGUGACGAAAACUGCGAGAGAGGGCGGUAGGACCCGGCGGGAGAAGUCUGUGGCCGGGAAUGGAACUGGGCGGGAGGAAAAGAGGGAGGGAGAGAGCUAAAGCGAAGGUGCUGUGCCGCUGGCGUCUGCACUCGCCGCACUGCACGAGUUGCAAGACCGGACCAGGCUGGACCCAGAUAGUAUAAAAGGAGCCUCACCGGCUCCGAGGCUCACAUCUAGCUCCCGGGCUGGCGCACGCCGGGUUCCUCCUGCUCCCCCCGACACCUGCCCCCUCCUGGUCUACGGCUCCAGGGAGCCUGAGCGGAGCUGGAUUGGGUGGGCCAGUGCUUUAAUCACCCGGGCGAAGACGGGGCGUGGAGAGGAGCUAGCAGACGCGGCGGCAGCGCUGGGCGCACUGGAAGUGCAGGGGACGCGCCCGCCGGCUUGGUGGCCGCGCCUGUGACCUCUCCUUUCGGCUAAGAACCCAGGCGGAGGAGUUACUGAGGAGCCCACGGAACUGGCUAGGCAAAGGAGACAAGCCCGUGGUCUCCAUGAUCCUCCCAUCCUCUGUUCUCUCCCUUGUCCGCUCCAUGCUCAAGAGCUGCGCUCCGCAGCCCGGGCGAGGAGAGCCAUGGAGGAGCAGGGAGUUCAGUGCGCCCCGCCGCCUCCUGCCGCCUCCCAGACAGGGGUACCUCUUGUCAACCUCUCUCACAACUGCAGCGCAGACAGCUACAUUUACCAGGACUCCAUCGCCAUGCCCUGGAAAGUCCUGCUGGUUGCUUUGCUGGCUCUCAUCACCUUGGCCACCACGCUCUCCAACGCCUUUGUGAUAGCCACGGUGUAUCGGACCCGGAAGCUGCACACCCCAGCUAAUUACCUGAUUGCCUCUCUGGCCGUCACUGACCUGCUCGUGUCCAUCCUGGUGAUGCCCAUCAGCACCAUGUACACGGUCACUGGACGCUGGACAUUAGGCCAGGUGGUCUGUGACUUCUGGCUGUCGUCGGAUAUCACCUGUUGCACUGCUUCCAUUAUGCAUCUCUGUGUCAUCGCCCUGGACCGCUACUGGGCCAUCACUGAUGCGGUAGAGUAUUCUGCUAAAAGGACUCCCAAAAGGGCGGCCAUCAUGAUAGCCCUGGUGUGGAUCUUCUCCAUCUCUAUUUCGCUGCCACCCUUCUUCUGGCGUCAAGCCAAAGCUGAGGAGGAGGUGCUGGACUGUUUUGUGAACACCGACCACGUCCUCUACACAGUCUACUCCACGGUGGGCGCUUUCUAUUUACCCACCCUGCUCCUCAUCGCCCUCUAUGGCCGCAUCUAUGUGGAAGCCCGCUCCCGGAUUUUGAAACAGACACCCAACAAGACCGGCAAGCGCUUGACACGAGCCCAGCUGAUAACAGACUCCCCUGGGUCCACGUCCUCGGUCACCUCUAUUAACUCCAGGGCUCCCGACGUGCCCAGUGAGUCCGGGUCUCCAGUGUACGUGAACCAAGUCAAAGUGAGAGUCUCAGACGCCCUGCUGGAAAAGAAGAAACUCAUGGCCGCUAGGGAGCGCAAAGCCACCAAGACCCUAGGGAUCAUUUUAGGAGCAUUUAUUGUGUGCUGGCUGCCCUUCUUCAUCAUCUCCCUGGUGAUGCCUAUCUGCAAGGAUGCCUGCUGGUUUCACAUGGCCAUCUUUGACUUCUUCAACUGGCUAGGCUAUCUUAACUCCCUCAUCAACCCCAUCAUCUACACCAUGUCCAAUGAGGACUUCAAACAAGCAUUCCAUAAACUGAUACGCUUUAAGUGCACAGGUUGACUUGUCAAUGGCAGUGGGGUCGCCUAGGCGGCCUUUGGGGAUCAAGUUGGGUCUUUUGCAGGUAGGUCAAAUCUUCUUUCCCUGUUACUGGGUGGAAGCAAGGCUCUCUGUCCCGGGCAAGGGCAAUGGAUCCUGUGAAUCCGGGCAGCUCUGAGAGAGCACUCUGGAAGGUGAACUGCUCCAACUACUGCAAAGCUUCCAUGCUGAGGAGGUUAGCCUCCUGUCCUCAAAGCUCGGGCUCAGCACAGAUCCUCCUGCAGCCAAUCACACAAAAGGUUGCAACUUUUUAACGUUGAUGAUGGAUGGGGGAUGCCCCGUUUUGUACCAUGGACAUUGCCCUCUAAGCCAGUGGCACUUGUAGGUAUUGUCGGAAGCCUAUCUGAGACAGAUCUACACACAGCCUGGCAGUACUUGAACUAGACAAUUAAUACCCUGUGCUUUGGGGGGAACUUUGUGUUACAGCUUAAUUUUAGAACACUCACUUUGACAUCCUUCAGUCUUCAUUUGUUUAUUUAAAUGUGGUUGGAGAAACUUGUGGAUUUGGUGCUUCAAACACUAAAUGUGGCUUGGACGGCACAGAGCAACCUUGAAGAGUUAAAGUGAAAUUCUGAUGAUAAGAGCUCUAUUUUUAUUACAAUCAAAAAAAUAUAUGGGGGUGGUGGGUGGGAAUGGGAGAUGGGGAGUGUUACACUGAGGAUCAACACCUAAGAGUGUUUGUUUUCUGCAGAGUUCUAAUUUUUUAAAUUCCUGUUUUGUGAUCGUCAAACUACAACUCUAACAGCUCAAACAAAACAUAAUGUGUGCUAGUGCCAAAGUCUGCAGGCUGCGUGGUUUCCUAAUCUCAUGUACCAGUCAUCUUACACACUUAAAUCCCCACCAAUGGAGGGUAUGCUGAGUGACUCAGUCCAAACUGCUGCUGGUAGAGGAGUUUGUCAAAUGGAUUAGAGUUGGAUACAGUUACUUAACAAGAAAGUAUCUUUCUUCCUUAUCCGUGCUAUACGGAGGAGACUGAUGAAACAGAUGCUAUUUCUUAUAUAAUUAAGGAAUAAAGGGGGAGAUAAGAGGAUGUAUAUUUUUGACUUGUAAAAAAAAUCUUAAAAUGCAUGAGACAAUUUUUGAUAAUCAUUUGCACUCUCUCCCAUCUGUGGUUCCUUUGUGUGCAAAUAUAUAAAGUAAACAAGAGAACAAGUUUCCCUGUCCAGAAAUCUUCAAAACGCAGCCAGAACACCCCAAACUAUAUUAAAGUGUGCAUGAGAGAGAGAGAGCCUGGGACUCCACCUUGUUUUUUUCUUACUAUUGAAGUUUGGGUAGGAGUAGCUAGAAAAAAAGACACAUUAGAAAUUUAGAAAAGCCGAGAGAGCCUGAAAUUGAACCUAUUUUCUUUAUAAUUCAUAGAGCCAGACCUCAGGCUUACUAAACAACCAGGAAACUGGCAAGCCUGCUAGCCUUGGAGAUGUGUUACUGACCUGCCAUGUCAGUGACGAUAACAUCUAAAAUUACUGAACCGUAUCUCUCUUUCUAAGUUUCAACGGCACUUGGUUAUUUUGAAUUCACUCUGAGGGGUACAUAAUACAGCAAAAUCACAUACUAGAAGAUGAAAAAAAUUGCACUUUCUUAACAAAAAGAAGCAGUCCCGAAGGGUCAUCUGUAAGAACAAGUGUGUAUGUGGAAUGUUUAAUAUGCCAAAGAAGAUUCACAGUCCUUGCUUCAGAGGCUGUCUGCACUCGAGACCUUUUGUCUGCAGAAGGAAGUUGUCUUUAUAAAAUGGAUCCACUCCCUGUGUAAAGCUGCCCAGUCUAGAUCAUCAGACAAUAGAUGUAGUGAGCUGAAUUACACUGCUCGCCUACUGUGCAGACCUUCACACUGGGUAAUGACUCUGAAAAGAUGCUAGUCAAAAGUUCACAUGUACUGUAGGUAAAAAAGGGAAUUUCAACAAACAUUAUACCUGACACUGGAGUAAGAUAAAAUCUUAGGCAUUAGAUAAUCCUGUAGAUUUCUGCUGGAUCCCUAGUUUCUUUGUGCUUUGUGACAUUUCUCCUAUGGAGGAAUGCAUAUGAAGCAUGGUAUUUGUUUUCAUAUGAUUAAUAUGUUGGUCUCCUGUUUAUGUAGCUGUGUUUUCUUGGGGCCCAAGAGGCAAUUAAGUCAACUUCUAAGAGCCUUAGGGGAAAAUUAAUUGAAACAAAUAGCCACUUACAAAUGAUUUCUUUAUAGGGCACUUACAAUGACUGUGUCACCAUGUUGACAAAACAUGGUCAAUUUAGUCAAAUUGGUUGUUUGUCAUUUUGUAAAUCACUCACCUUAAUUAUUGCUUGAGUACUUUGGCUGAACUGAUUGAAUGUGAGGCAUCGUGUAUCAAAUAGAAGCUUGCAAACCUUUGUAGUGAUAAGAGAUCUAAGAUCAUCAUCCAGCAUUGCACAUGAUUAUGCAAGGUGUAUAUUCACCCCCGGGUAUGCAGAUAGAACUGUUAAGCUCCUUUUCAGUUACUACUGCAUAUGAGCAUAGUUUGUUUCAUAAACUAGACACAUGGCUUUUUUGCAGAACAUAAAAUGGGAGAUGAAAAUGUUUAACUUACGUAGAAAUGAAAAUAUAUUUUCAUUGACUAUGGUAACAAGUACCAUUUUCCAUAUUGUUUAAUUGCACAAAUUUUCACACAAGUAUAUGAAUGUAUACUCAUUUAAAAAUGCCAAUAUUGUCUUGUGUUUGUAGGAACUUUAGAGUUUCCUUUUUAAAAAAUGGACACUGCACCCAUGGAAUGAAUGUUUAAGAAGUUUGACAAAAUUCCUAUAGAACAAUAUUGUUCACCUUUCCUCUCUAUUAUCUUAGUUUUCUUUUCUUUAAGUGGGAAGUACUGAGAGGACCAUAACUCACUCAAGCAGUCAUGUCUCAGAUUGUGUGUAUUUGGUGGAGUUUUGUGUCUAAAGUUGCCUUUGGUAUUCCACCUCUCAGCAAAUGUGUAAUUGGAAAUUAAAUUUAGGAAAAUGAUGAAAUAAAAGUUCUUUUUGUGUUCUAAAA